CCCACUACUUUUCCCUUCGCUAUGUUGACGCUACCACAAAGACGUCAGCACCUUGCACACCAUCAUCCUUCGACAACCACCACCCCUUCCGCCGCUACCUCAACCACAAACCUACCUUCACCACUCUCCCCACAGACCUUCUCGCUCGACACCCUCACACAGCAACUCUCUGCCCAGCAGGCCCAGCAAUACGCCGACCAGAAGCUGCUCAACGAUUACCUCGAGUCCCAACAGACCUCCUUCAACCCCCAGCUCGUCCUCGACAGCAAUACCUCCAACCCUUUUAUGCCGGGCGCCUACGACUUUGCCAACCCGCAAAUCAGGAUCCAGCAGUCCACUCCCGUCCCCCACCCCGGCGCAGCCUUUUCCUCGUCUCCUAUGCUGUCCGCCACCGCUGCGACAGGGCUCGACAGCUGGCCCAACUCGUACAACAGUAAUGUCCAGGGCUCACAGACGCUGCAAACGCCCCAGCAACAAAGUCGGUCAGAGCGAAGUCACAACCGCGCACCCUCGUCGUCUUCGGUAGCAUCUACCAAUUACCAAACCUUCCCGAACUCAACCUCGAACCACCUCCCAACGCCUACACAUACACCUACUCAAGACUCCUUCAUGAACAACAACAACAGUUUCAACAACACAUAUACCUCACAGGCAGGCAACAUGGACUCAACCAUGGCUGCACACAUGUCAAUGAAACAAGCGCUCAUGGACCAACACGUUCCAGACGAUGACGUCCCGGCGUUUGCCCAUUCAGCGCGUCAUAGCGUGUCUAGCUACGGUCAUGACUCGCCGGCCACGCCCCACACGGCGCAGGACGACAUGGACUUCAAGAUCCCUCCCAACGACGUGCGACCAGUGCCCAAGUUUGAGCGAACAUAUACAGAUGUGGCCGCCGACUACUCUUUUGAUCCCAAUGCGAUAAUACCGCAGACGGCAUCAAUACCAAACAAAUCAUCCAGCAAUGCGCUCUUGUCGCCAUAUCACAGCAACAAGAAUGACCUCAUCCAACGUAGUCUCCAGGCAGCCCAGAUCGCAAGGUCGCAGUCACCGUCCAGCUCAGCGUCAAGAGGUGACUCACCCUUCCGUCGUGGGUCACCCUACCGCCAGCCCAGCAGCAACAACACCUUCUCAUCGCCGCGGAUGGCAGUAAGCACUGCUGCUGCUGCUCGUGAACAGAAGCAGGCCGCCGACGCGGCGCACGCAAUGAAGUCGCAAUUGUCUUCAUCAGAAGACUCGCAAGUGAAGACCAUCUCUCCCAAGGAUGCGCUUCUGGAUUACCGGGAUGCCGACAACGACUCCAAGGUUCCGCUGUUCCCUGAAGGUGGCGCUACCGAGUACGACCAACAGUACAAUGGUGGCGACCGAUUUAGGAACACCGCCACCCAAUCCGGCUUUGACACAACGUCGCAGUCAUUCAGGAGAGAUAACUGGGCCACCCCCCAGUUCUCGCCAAACUUCCCUCCUGCUGUGUCGGCAACGUCGCAGCCAGCAUCUACAUUUGCAUUUGCCACGCCCUCCAUCCAAAACAACAUGCACUCCGUACAGUCCAACCCAACAUCACAGUACAGAAGCGUGUCGUCGCAGAUGUCAUUCGGUCCUGACUCUACCCCCGAAUUCCCCGCGCAUCUCACAUCUAUGGAGUCGAGUUGCAGUGAAGCUGGUGGUGACCCGAGCAGCCAGUCAAGCGACCGCCCUGUCAGUCACAGCCUCCAAAAACCUGCCGACUCCAAGGCCGACUCUGGUACUUACACAUGUACGUACCAUGGCUGCACGCAGCGCUUCGAGACGCCGCAAAAGCUGCAAAAGCACAAGCGUGAAGGUCAUCGCAACACGGCCAACAUAGGCAUGGGAACGUCAGCUUCGUCGUCGACGUCGGCGGCCGGUAUGACAUCAGCGGCCCUCUUGGAACGCAAUUCGCAAGCCGGACCUCACAAGUGCGAGCGCAUCAACCCCACGACGGGCAAGCCGUGCAACACCAUCUUCUCGCGCCCGUAUGAUCUUACGCGACACGAGGAUACGAUCCACAACGUGCGCAAGCAAAAGGUGCGCUGUGCGUUGUGCGUCGAGGAGAAGACAUUCUCGCGCAACGACGCUCUAACGAGACAUAUGCGCGUCGUUCACCCCGAAGUCGACUUCCCCGGCAAACACAGACGUCGAGGCGGUAACCACGACUGA
Molecule: messenger RNA, 2175 nt
Organism: Periconia digitata
Lineage: Eukaryota; Fungi; Ascomycota; Dothideomycetes; Pleosporales; Periconiaceae
Source: the annotation of a GenBank genome assembly